CUGCUGCUGCUCUCUAUGAGCCUCUUGGUUUUGGUACCACUGGAGGAAAGCUUAUGGGACAGAAAGAAAUGGCUGCCUUUCUCGGUCAUGUCGCCAGCAAAACGUCCUGUGGCUACGGAGUUGCAACAGGAGGGCCUUUAGCUUGGGGUCUGUGCUAUAACAGGGAAAUGAGCCCAAUGCAAUCAUACUGUGACGAGUCCUGGAAAUUCAAGUACCCUUGCAGCCCUGGAGCUGAAUACUACGGACGUGGUGCCUUACCCAUCUACUGGAACUUCAACUAUGGAGCAGCCGGAGAAGCCCUGAAAGCUGAUCUCUUGAACCACCCUGAGUACAUUGAGCAGAACGCGACACUUGCCUUCCAAGCUGCAAUCUGGAGAUGGAUGACACCAAUCAAGAAA
Molecule: messenger RNA, 398 nt
Organism: Camelina sativa (false flax)
Lineage: Eukaryota; Viridiplantae; Streptophyta; Magnoliopsida; Brassicales; Brassicaceae
Source: RefSeq, a predicted model, not a curated record